AUGCCAGACAUUAUUUUUAGAGCAAUACCAACUAUAUCGGUGAAAACAGUUACAACAUGUCUUCUAUGGUACGCCGUAUCUACAACGACAUCACAGUUGACGAAACGUAUCUUGACAGAAUUACCGUACCCUUUAUUCCUAUCGCAAUGCCAAUUCCUCGUGGGGGCAACACUCGCUUUUGCAACAAUUAUCAUCAGCCAAAACGUGCCCCACGUAAGUGAACAUUUCCCCCCUGGAAGUGUACCAGCUUACAAUACCCAGAACAGACCAGUGUUUUCACUUGCAAUGUUGUUGAAAGUUUUCCCAUUAGGGUUAUUCCAAUUUGUUGGGAAAUACUUUUCACUUUCGGCUACAUCUUUGAUACCACUAGCUACUGUGUCAAGCAUUAAAGCAUUAAGCCCACUCGUGGUUGUUUUUGGAUACAGAGUUGUUUAUAAUGUCAGCUUUCCAAUUGUAACGUAUGUGUCCUUAAUACCGUUGCUAUUUGGCGUAGUAUUGAUUAUUUUGUCUGAUUCGGUACGAAAUUCCCAUUCUGACACCAAUUCACUAAUGAGCGAAUACCAUGAGUUCAAUCAGCAGCAUUUGACGGGGGUGAUGUUGUGCUUGUUGAGUACGAUUGUGUUUGCGGCUCAAAAUAUUUAUGGAAAGCAAUUGAUAACCUGGGAUAGCACGGAUGAAAGGAUGCGGCAUCCAGUUUCGUUGGUCUUGCAUACAGACACUAGGCCAUCAACGCCGACUCCUCAAAAUGGCAUGGAUGAGAAGCAAGGGACUUCUUUAGAACGUGAUCUCCGGAAUGAUUCAUCCGCAGACCGAAACAACCUUUGCAUACCCAGCAAAACUAAUUUGGGAAGGCUUCCCUUCUCCACGUCAGAUCUUUCUUUGGAUGAAAUGAAAGAAAAUCAUUUAUCGUCGCCGCCUUUGCAACCACAGGUAAGUUCAUCUACAUUGUACACUCAAGCGGUUUUGAAUAGUAAUACCAAUGCUUAUAAUCCUUUUGCAUUUAUCGUCAACAAGUUUGAACUAAACAAGAUUGCCAAGCCUGAGAAAAUUUCGAUUAUUCUAUACAGCUCAAUCAUUGGCUCAUCUUUUUCAAUUGGUGGGUUUUUAUGCAAUGAAUUUCCGCAAAUGUAUCAACAGUUGACAUUGCAACACCUGGCAGAAAAUUUAGUCACUACAACAACCCCAGUCUUUAGUGGGGUAUUGAUUUUAAUCCUACUCGAUAGCUUGUCUCAUUUUGUACAAACAUUGCUCGCACUCCACCUACUAGGAUCCAUACCUGCGUUAUCAUAUUCAAUCGCUUCAAUGAUGAAGAGAAUAAUCUUGAUCUUGAUGAGUAUUAUACUAAUGGUGAAUAGAGAUCAAACUGCUAGUGCUGAUUCAUACAUAGGAAACAUCACAGUGGAACAGGUUAUCGGAAUCAGUCUAAUUGGAAUUGGUUUGUAUUCUUAUGAUAGAUGGGGUUCGCGAACCCUUAGACCAAAUUAA
Messenger RNA from Lodderomyces margitis, 1485 nucleotides. RefSeq lists its product as uncharacterized. Gene Ontology annotation, molecular function: antiporter activity; phosphoenolpyruvate transmembrane transporter activity. The transcript has a single exon. The record is from RefSeq and is a predicted model, not a curated record. NCBI's taxonomy places the organism in Eukaryota, Fungi, Ascomycota, Pichiomycetes, Serinales, Debaryomycetaceae. The coding region runs from base 1 to 1485 and encodes 494 amino acids. Gene Ontology annotation, cellular component: Golgi apparatus; endoplasmic reticulum. Gene Ontology annotation, biological process: phosphoenolpyruvate transmembrane import into Golgi lumen.